UCUAACGAUGGGACUAUUUUAAUGAUGAAUCAUUUGAGCGUCAUUUUGAAGAUGGCUCUCCUGAGUUGUGAAAAGGCUGCUAACUAAACGGCUAACUGACAGCGGUAGAGACGUGGAAGCUAACAGCGUUUUAAUUCAUACUUAAUCUUCAAGAUGGUGCAGCGCCUGACUUACCGCCGUAGGUUGUCCUACAACACCGCCUCCAACAAAACCAGACUGUCCCGGACUCCUGGUAACCGAAUUGUGUAUCUGUACACAAAGAAGGUCGGCAAAGCCCCCAAGUCAGCAUGUGGCAUCUGCCCAGGAAGACUGCGUGGAAUUCGUGCUGUCAGACCUCAGGUUCUGAUGAGGCUCUCCAAGACCAAGAAGCACGUGAGCAGGGCCUAUGGAGGAUCCAUGUGCGCCAAGUGUGUGCGUGACAGGAUCAAGCGUGCUUUCCUGAUUGAGGAGCAGAAGAUCGUUGUCAAAGUGCUCAAGGCACAGGCACAGAGCCAGAAAUCUAAGUAAAAUGUGUAUUUGUAAUGCCACAAUAAAAAAUGACAAUUCCAUUUGUCUGUUGUGA
Molecule: messenger RNA, 562 nt
Organism: Amphiprion ocellaris (clown anemonefish)
Lineage: Eukaryota; Metazoa; Chordata; Actinopteri; Pomacentridae
Gene: rpl34
Product: ribosomal protein L34
Exons: 5
Coding region: 154-507 (117 amino acids)
Biological process (GO): translation
Cellular component (GO): ribosome
Molecular function (GO): structural constituent of ribosome
Source: RefSeq, a predicted model, not a curated record